CAUUUUUUUAUCUAGAUCUUAAGGUGCCGUAGCUAGCCAAGUUAAAUACCAUUAUCCCAGUAAAGAGAAAGUUAGUGGGACGCUGAAGCUCCCGGUGGAAGCGUGUUUCUUUGGCAACUUAAUUUAUGUAACACAAACAAAAAUAUCGCGAGCUUUGUCCCUGUUUGUUAUUUUUUACUUAGCGAAGUCUACGUUGACUAGCAUCUGAUGCUAAAAUUAGCUAACUCUUCCACAGUGUUUUAAUGAGGCGUCGUGGUGGAGCUUCAUUUUCGGACGUUUCACGUCAGACAGUUCAUAACCAGGAGGCCAGUGUGUGAAACCAAGGCAUCCGGAUGGCAGUGGCUCCUGCCUCGAUGGCAGAUAAGAUUAUUGUUCUGGAUGAUGAUGAUGAUGAUGCUGAAUUGGAGAGUCCUCAAGCCUCACGUGUCUUUCCCAACUCAUCCUCUGAACAUCAAAACAAAAUUGCGUCGCCCGUCAGAGCUCAGCAGUCAGUCCCCACCCACGUGACACAGUCGCCUUUUGCCUCAACUAAGAAAAGUGAAAAUGUUCUGGAAGCAGAGAAUCAGAGGUUGUUUGCUGAGUUUGUGGCACACUGCUCCCCUUUCACCGAGGACUGCCCAGAGGUGUUAACCUUCCUCCAAACCAAGCAUGAAAAGGCCUCCCCUGAGUAUCUGUUGUCCGUGGAGUUCAGGAACACUUUGGGACGCUGCCUGACUCGGGUUCAGGCCAAGCACUCGAAAACCUUCGUCUACAUCAAUGAACUGUGCACUGUACUCAAGCAGCAUGCGGCCAAGAAGAGGCAGACCCUCACAAAGGUUGAUCUUUCUACCUCAUCAUCAAGUUCUCCUCAGUCUACCUCUGUUAUGCCCAAAAAUAAAGAGCAGGUUAAAGGUAAGACGGAUGAUGAGAAGGAGGAGAAACCGGCAGCUGAAGAUGAGCAACCUUCCACCUCAGGGCUGCAGGAGGACAAUAACGAGAGUAACCAGACAGCAGAAAGGAAAGCGAAGAGGGCGUCCAGGAAGCAGAUCGCGUACCUGGAGAACCUGCUGAAGGUGUACAAUGACGAGAUCUUCCGCCUUCAGAACGCUGAGCUCAGCCUGGACGACCUGGAAGCUGAGGACUCCUUAUACAUCCAGGAGCACAAGCUCAAACGCAAGAUGAUGAAGAUUUACGACAAACUGUGUGAACUAAAGGGCUGCAGCACUCGAACCGGUCGAGUCAUUGAGCAGAGGAUCCGCUAUGAAGGCACUCGUUACCCGGAGAUCAACAAGAGGAUUGAACGUUUCAUCAACAGUCCUGAGGCUCGUAUGAACCCUCCAGACUACCAAGACAUCCACCAGCUGGUGCUGCGUAUGAAUGAGCGCCACAACCUGUGUUUGAUCAGAAAACAGCUGAACCAGAUCGCAGAGGAGGCGUUCAGGGAAACCGCGAAGCUCUUGCAGGAAAGACGGCAGCUGGACCUGGCCUUCAACUUCGGCUCUCGUCUCACUGACCCCUACAAACCCACCGCAGACCCGGCUUUAUCGGACCCCUCCCUGCUGCGACAGCUACGCUCCAACAGGGAAGUGGCUCUGUCCCGUCUGGAGGAAGUCAUCACGAAGUACGCCACCAAACAGGAAGACGCAGCCGAGCUGGAGCGGCAGAAACGCCUGGAGAAAAGCACCAAGGGGAAGGAGGGCAAUAAAUCAGGAGAAGGUGCAGAUGAUAAAGAAGUCAAUGGAGCAGCAGAGGAGGAGGAUGAAGAUGAGGAUGAUGAGGAAGAUGAAUCAUCAGACCCGGACAUAGAGGACGACAUUAAAGCCAGUACUCAACAGGAAGGAGCAGAUGAUGAUGAUGAUGAUGAUGAUGAGGAAGAUGACAGUAACGAGGUGGAGCAGGCAGAUGAUGCUGAGAACAAGGAGGAUCAGGCAGACGAGCCGUCAGGAAGCGUUUCUGCAGCCGAGGAGGCAAGUGUUAAAGAUGAUGAUGAUGAACCGGUCACGAGUGGAGUCAGUCCUCUGUCUGACGGAAGCAAGUCCCAGACCUCUGCUCUGUCCGACCCCCCCUCCUCCACAGACAGUCCCAGCCAGUCAGAGCCCAUGCAGACUGACCUCCACCAGGGGGCGCUGUCUAAUGGGAGCGCCGCAGGACCCGAGGAGCUGCUCGGUUCCUCCAACCCAGACUCUGAUACGCUGGAACACGCAGCUCCUCCUGUUGUAGCCAACGGGGUGUCUUCACACACGCCACCAGCAGUGACUGUGGAAAAAUGCUCCACUCAGACCACCAGCGGUACGUCACCACCGCCCGGCUCCAGAACGACGAGGAGCCACAAGAGGAAGAGAGAGGAUCAGACGUCAGACGGCUCCAAGAAAACGCGGCACACGAUCAUCUGUGACAACAGUGACGUUGACAUCCCUCUGGACAUGGGCGUCGUCAUGGGCAGCUCUCCACCUGAGUCCACGCAGGCCGACAGUCCCACCCAGCAGCAGGUCAGCAGCUCGCAGACGACGCCUCCUCCCAAGAAAAACAAGGUCAACGUGGCCACGCAGUGUGACCCCGAUGAGAUCAUCGUCCUGUCAGACUCAGAAUGACCGUCAGCAUCUCAAAGCACACGUUUCCAUGGAGACGGCCCCAAA
Betta splendens (Siamese fighting fish) is the source of this 2615-nucleotide messenger RNA. It is a transcript of the gene daxx, whose product is annotated as death-domain associated protein. Bases 333 to 2570 code for a protein of 745 amino acids. The transcript is spliced from 11 exons. The record is from RefSeq and is a predicted model, not a curated record. Lineage: Eukaryota; Metazoa; Chordata; Actinopteri; Anabantiformes; Osphronemidae. Gene Ontology annotation, molecular function: histone binding.